Daktulosphaira vitifoliae (grape phylloxera) is the source of this 6317-nucleotide messenger RNA. Its product is annotated as fatty acid synthase-like. Bases 87 to 6215 code for a protein of 2042 amino acids. The transcript is spliced from 33 exons. Lineage: Eukaryota; Metazoa; Arthropoda; Insecta; Hemiptera; Phylloxeridae. Gene Ontology annotation, biological process: fatty acid biosynthetic process. Gene Ontology annotation, molecular function: oxidoreductase activity; phosphopantetheine binding; fatty acid synthase activity. The record is from RefSeq and is a predicted model, not a curated record.
UUUAUUCUAUAACUGUAAAUCGAGUUGCUAAUCUAACUGUAACCGAUCAAAUAUUAAUAAGUAAAAAAAUUUAAGUAUUUAAAAAAAUGGCGCCUAACGCUGACAACUCACAAAUUAAGAUAGAAGUCACCUCUGAUGAAUUCGGUUUCCAACCUGAUGAUGUUGUUAUAUCUGGAAUUUCUGGAAGAUUACCAGAAUGUGAUAGUGUAAAUGAAUUUAGAACUAAGCUCUACGCUGGAGAGGACAUGGUAACUGGCGAUCCAAGAAGAUGGCCCGACGGUUUGUAUGGCGCCAUUAUGAGAACUGGAAAAUUGAAAGAUAUUACUCCAUUCGAUGCCGAAUUUUUCAAUUACCCACCAGCUUUAGCUGAUCGUACUGAUCCGCAACAAAAAAUGUUAUUAGAAGUAGUCUAUGAAACUAUUAUUGACGCAGGAUAUCAUCCAAUGGCAUUGAAAGGUACACGUACAGGAGUCAUUGUUUCGUUGUCUUCUAGUGAAACAGCUGACUGGUGGUCUAGAGAUCCAGAAAAAGUGAAUGGAUACGAACUACUUGGAACUUUAAGAACUUUAGCUGCAAAUCGUGUAUCUAACUAUUUUGAUCUUAACGGACCAAGUUAUUCAAUCGAUACCGCUUCAUCGACUAGCUUAAUUGCCCUUCAUCAAGGUUUUAGACUUAUUCAAGAUGGCGUUUGUGACAACUGUCUAGUUACAGGUGUUGACUUAGUUUUGAAUCCAACAGUAUCUCUUAUGUUUCAAAAUUUGAAUAUGUUAUCACCUGGUGGUAAAUGUCGAUCUUUUGAUGCUGAAGGUGAUGGAUACGUCAGAUCAGAAGCUAUUGUUGCUAUACUUUUGCAAAAAGCUAAGUCAGCGAAACGUAUUUAUGCUGGGUUAUUGAAUGUUGGUAGUAAUGCUGAUGGAUACAAAGAUGAGGGCAUAACAUUUCCCUCAAGAGAAAUGCAAAUCAGUUUGUUCAAACAAGUACAAAGACAAAUUGGUGUAAAUGCGACUAAUCUAGCCUACUUAGAAGCCCACGGUUCUGCCACUAAAGUAGGUGAUCGUCAAGAAGUCGGUGCUAUUAUUGAUGUUUUUUGUAAGAAUAGAACACACCCUCUCCUUAUCGGCUCGCUCAAAUCAAAUAUGGGACAUGGAGAACCAGCAUCAGCAUUGUGUGCUGUUAUUAAAGUUAUUAUAGCAAUGGAGUGUAAACUUUUACCUCCCAAUUUACAUUACAAAAUUCCCAACCCAGAUAUUCCAGCUCUAUUUGAUGGUCGGCUAUCUGUGGUCACUAAAGUUACUCCUUGGAAUGGUGGUAUAGUAGCAGUGAACUCUUUUGGUGUAGGAGGUGCUAAUGGUCAUUGUUUGAUGAAAUCUUUCCCUCAAAAGAAAGGUCCUCAAAUAUUGGCUGAAGAAAUGCCUAGACUAGUUAUUGUUUCAGCUAGAAAUGAAAGUGCUAUGACAUUCAUGUUAAAUGGAAUUGAUGGCUUUCCAAGAGAUGAAGAAUUUUAUGCUUUAUUGAAUGAUGUUCAAAGUGAAAAUAUUAUUGGACAUAAAUGUAGAGGAUAUACUUUAUUUAAUAGCCUUUACGACAGAGUACGAAAAAUUAAGGAAUUUGAUGGCCUAAAACGUCCAUUAGUUUUCGUACUUCCUGGCGUCAGUGUUUACUGGGCAGGCGUUGGAGCACAAUUACAAAAAUUGACAGUCUUUAGAGAAUCUAUUGAGAAUAGUGCAAGUGUACUUCAAAAGAAAGGUUUUAACAUUUAUCCUGUUCUUAACUCUACAGAUACAACUACAACUCAAAAUCCACUUUUGUACGUUGUGGCAACAACUGUUGUGCAGGUCGCUCUUCUAAAUGUAUUAAAAAAAAUCGAAUUAUCUCCAGACUACAUUGUUAGUAAUUCACUUGGUGAUUUCGCAGCAGCUUUUGCCGAUGGUGUAUUGUCAGCAGAAGAAGCUGUUAUGUGUGCUUUUGAAUUAGGAAGCAUUUUAGCUCAACUUAACUUAAAAGUAUCCCAAAGUGUUCCAGUAAUAACUUCUAAUGAUGUAUCAAAAGUUUCGAAGCAAUUGCAAUCCAUUUUACAAUCAGUUAUGAGCUCAUCUAAAAAAAUUUCAAAUCGUUGGUUGAACGCAUCUCAAGUAUCAUCAAAUCAACCAAUUUCAGCCGCAUAUUUUGUUAACAGAUUAUCAUCUGACGUUUCUCUUCAUAGUAUGUUAGCUAAAUGCCCAGAUGACGCAAUUUAUCUACAAAUUCUUAACCAAAUCGAUUUACAAAAUAAUUCAGCAAUAAAUAAAAAUUCAGUUUAUAUAAAUUUAAUAGAAGACAGUAAUGAUACCUUGAAACAACUAUUACUUAGCAUUGGAGAUUUAUUUAAUGCUGGUCUCCAACCUCAAAUCAAACAUCUUUAUCCACCAGUUAAAUAUCCAGUUUCAAGCGGUACUCCUAUGAUUCAGUCCUUAGUUGAAUGGGAUCAUUCCGUAAAAUGGCACGUUGCUACUUUCCAUGGAAAGCCUCCAUCAAAUUCUGGUGAGAUUAAAUUAAACGUCGAUAUGAACUCAGAAGAAUACAGUUUCUUAAAAUCUUUUACGAUUGAUGAUAAACAUUCAUUCCCUUAUUCUGGAUAUUUGGCUUUAGUUUGGGAAGGAUUAGCUAAAUUAAUGUACAAAGAAUUAGUUGAAGUUCCAGUUGUCUUUAAUAAUGUAGAAUUUUUAAAACAAACUAUAAUACCAGAAGAAGGAACAUUGAAUUUCGUAUUGAAUAUUUUAACAUCUGGUGAAUUUGAGUUGCAAGAAUCGGGUGAAAUUGUUGCUCUGGGCCAGAUAUGUUAUUCAAAUUCUCUAGAUAAAAUUUUACUUGAUUUAGUUUCAUCUAGAAGUAAAGGGGAAUACUUACCAUUAGAAUCUAAUGAUGUUUAUAAAGAAUUACGUUUGAAAGGUUAUGAUUAUAAAGGCAUACUCAGAGGAAUUAAAGAAAUAGAUAAUAUCGGAUACAAUGCAAAGGUUAAUUUCAAUUCCAACUGGUUGGCGUUUUUAGAAAGUUUGUUUCAAAUCCCAUUAUUCCAAGUAGACACUCGUGAAUUAUAUAUUCCAAGGUAUAUUAAAAAAGUAGUCAUUGAUCCACUGAAACUAAUGAAAAUGGCAGAAAGUUUAAACAAUGUUAUUCCAGUUACAUACCAUAAACAUGUCGACGUUAUUAAAGCUGGAAGUAUCGAAGUAAAGGGAAUGGAAUUUGACCGUGUUACUAUAAGACAAAAAAUUCAGAAAGAUCCAAACUUAGAGUUCUACACCUUCCAACCAUACAUAACAGAUGAACCAUCAAGAAAUGCCUUAGACACAUGCGUACAAUUGGUUUUUGAAAACAGUGGUGGUGCUUUCAAACUCAAAGUAGCUGAAGUUGGAACUGGAAAAACAUUAGAACAACUCUUUGCUAAAUCCAUCACAGACAUUAUCAACACAGAGCCAAUGCCCAAUGUAGACAUAACUGUUUAUGCUGACGACGUAAGUUCUAUUGCCGAACCACUUAAAGAAAUUGGUAUUCGUACUGCACAAAAGGAUGUUUUCAGUUCAGAACCAAUCGAUUCUAACUGUCAUUUAGUUAUAGUAGUAGAUCAACUCACAAAUUCAACCAUGAUCAAAAACGCAACUGAAAGUUUAAAAAAUGGUGGAUGUGUUUUAUUUGUAGAAAGUAAAAAACCAUCUGAACAGCAAAUUAAUUCUACUGGUUUAGAAUUGGUAGCUAAAUUACAAUCUCAAGAUAAUAAAACCUUUAUUCUACUUCGAAAAAAAGUUGACUUACCACAACCAAUCGUUGUAUAUUGUACCGGCAAUGAUUUUUCAUGGAUUGAAACAUUUAAAUCUGCUUAUCAGAAAGCUGAACAUGAAAAUAAACAAAUACUUCUGGUAAGCCAAGAUAUUGAGUAUUCAGGGAUUUUAGGUUUUGUAAACUGUGUCCGAUUAGAACCUAAUGGUAAUGCUCUAAGGUGUCUUUUCAUUGAAGAUUCAAAAGCUCCCAAGUUCUCUCUUACUUCUGAUUUCUACAAAAAACAGCUAAAAAAAGAUUUGCUUGUAAAUAUUUUACGCAAUAACGAAUGGGGAAGUUAUAGACAUUACUUAUUAGAGGAUCAAUCUAACAAUACAAAAAAAUCAGUAGAAUAUGCAUUUAUCACCACAAAAAAAAUUGGAGAUUUGUCAUCAUUAUGCUGGACUGAAAGUAGCUUGAGAUACUUCAAUAGUCAUGAAAACUCUAGAAAAGAUUUAUGUACAGUUUAUUAUUCUCCAAUAAAUUUUUUGGAUGUGAUCUUCGCAAAUGGAGUAUUAUCACCAGGAUUUAACGCUGAUGAACUAAAUAUGGGAGCAUAUCUAGGAAGAGAAUUUUCCGGCCGAAAUUCUAAAGGACAAAGAGUUUUUGGUUACAGUUCUGGUAGUGCUUUAGCUACUCAUGUCACAGUAGAUAAUUCAACCCUAUGGGAAGUUCCAGACAAGUGGACGUUAGAACAAGCAUCGACAAUACCCUUAGCUUAUGCUAUGGCAUAUUAUGGAAUUUUUAUUCGUGGUAAACUGCAAGCAAAUGAAUCUAUUCUUCUACAUAAUGGAGGAAACUACAAUAUGUUGGCUGCUUUACAUAUUUUACAAAACCAUGAUGCAGAUAUUUAUGUUUCGGUAUUAAAUGAAUCCCAAAGAAAAUAUAUUUUAAAAACAUAUCCAAAAAUACCAAGUGAUCAUAUUGUUAACAACCAGGCAUUUGAAAAAGAAAUUCUCGACAAGACAAAUGGUAAAGGCGUCAAAUUUAUUUUCAAUAUUUGUCAUCCUGAACCAAAAAUAUUACGAAGUUUCAUUCGUGCAUUGGCUGAAAAUGGGCGCAUUAUAGAGUUUGAAAGACGUCGUUUCCAAGUUGAAUCAAUUGGCGUUUCGGGAAAUUUCAAAAAUAUUUCAAUAGUAAAAAUGAAUAUGAAAACUUUCUUAGAAGGUAAACAUUCUUUAUCUGAAAAAAAAGAAAUCCACAAGUUAAUAAAUGAUGGAAUAAAAUCGGGUAUAAUUCAACCACUGCCUAAUCAAAUUUAUAGUAAUGAUAGUAGCUUGGUUGAAGCAUUUAAAGCUGCUUAUAGCACAGAAUUAAUUGGAAAAGUUACAUUUAAAAUUCGUGAUGAAGAAUCAAAAAAAAAUGUUAUCCCAGUAUCUCAUAAAGUCCAAGCAUUGCCAAAAACAUUUGUGGAUCCAACAAAAUCAUAUAUUGUAGUUGGUGGUUUGGGUGGAUUUGGUUUACAGGUAGCAAAUUUCUUAGUAAGUAGAGGAGCAAGAAAAUUGGUUUUAGUAUCAAGAAGUGGUGUUCGUUCUGGAUUCCAGUCAUUGUUCCUUAGAAGGUGGCAUGAAAAAAAUGUUCAAGUAGUAACAGUUGAAUAUGAUACUUCAAAUAUUGAAGGAGCUGAAGCACUUAUAAAAAAAGCUAACAAAUUAGGACCUGUCGGAGGAAUAUUCCAAUUAGCUGCUGCAUUACAUGACGCUUUAAUUAAUGAUUUAACGGUAGAUCAUUUCCAUCUGGCUAAUGAUCCCAAAGCUAUUUCUACUCUUAACUUAGAUCUUGCAUCUAGAAAAUUAUGCCCACAAUUAGAAUAUUUCAUUGCUUGGUCUUCUGGAACUAGUGGUCAUGGUACAGCUGGACAAUCCAACUAUGGUUAUGCAAACUCUGUAGUUGAAAGAAUUUCCGAAGCACGUCAAGCAGCUGGAUAUCCAUCGACAUGUAUUGAAUGGGGUGCUAUUGGAGAUGUUGGAAUGGUUUUAGACGCAUUAGAUGACAAUAAUGCAAAUAUUGGUGGAAGUUACCCACAAAGAAUGGCAUCUUGUUUAAAUGCUCUUGAUAAUUUUAUGCAAAAACCACAUCCAGUACUUUCUAGUAUGGUUCUUGUAGAAAAGAAAAAAGCAAUAGGAGAUUCGGGAAAAGCUGGUCCAAUUGAUGCUGUUGCUAAAGUUUUAGGAAUUAAAGAUACUAGUAAUGUACUAGGAACCUCAACAUUAACUGAACUUGGAAUGGAUUCAUUGAUGGGUGCUGAUAUAAAACAAGUUCUAGAAACUGAUUUUGAUAUUGAACUUAGUGCCAAAGAAAUUAGAGAAUUAACGUUUAACAUACUCAAGGAAUUAUCAAGCAUCGAUGCUGAUUCUGAAGAAAACAAUGAACCUACGUCGAAGAAACUUCAAGAAAUUAAUGAUAUGAUCGUUUGCGGUUAAUUGACAUAUAAUUAUUAUUUUAUUACUUAAAUGUUAACUUAAAUUUUAUUAAAAUUUAUAAAUUAUAAUAAUUAAUAUAUAAUAUAAUAAUUAUUCAUUGAA